Rotaria sp. Silwood1 is the source of this 1071-nucleotide messenger RNA. Lineage: Eukaryota; Metazoa; Rotifera; Eurotatoria; Philodinida; Philodinidae. The record is from the annotation of a GenBank genome assembly.
UUGUGGUCUUGAAUUAAUUAUGAUGAGUAAUAUUAUAAUUAGAUUUUGUUUUUCUAAAAUACCUUAGCUCAAGAACUACCCUUUCAAAUUCGAUUGGAUACAGAUAGAACUGAUAUGAAACAAUGGGCAGUUAAUACAGAUGGAACUCAAGAACGAUUCGUUGCAGCUUUAUGUCAAGCUUUUCUUAUACCAAUUAAAUCUAUACGUAUUGAUAGCAUUGAACCUGAUGAUGGCAAUUUAUUUUUAUUUGUUGAACCACCUUAUGGUAAGAAUGUAGUCGAUAGUUUAAAUGGAACGGCUCCAGAUGCUGCUGCACGAAUGAAAGCAGUACGUAAAUGUUGUUGUGAUCUCAAUGCAAAUGUUGAAUCAAUUACACUUGGCGAAUUCAAUUUGAAAGUUGAACAUAGAUUGAUGGAUCCUAGAUGGAAUAAAAAAUAUGCUUGGUCGAAUAAUAAUCCUGAUGAAGGACAAUACUGGGCGAAUCCAAUCAAUCAAGGUGGUAAACCUUAUCAUUGUCCUUCAGGUUGGAUACGUUUUGGUGUUAAAGUAGCUGAAAAUGAGAAAGAGUUCGAUGCUCGUUGGGGUAAUUGGUAUAUUGCCUAUCAUGGAACGCGUGGUGAAAAUGCAUCAAAAGUUCUUACAUCAGGUCUUCGAGUUAGUACAGCAGGAUGUUUUUAUGGUGAUGGAGUACCACGAGUUUAUGUCUCACCAAGUAUUGAAUAUUGUGGUCAUCCACGAUAUGCUUUUCCAUGGAAGCAAGUAAAAAAAAAUGGCGAAAUUCGUUGGUAUCAAUUAGUUUUUCAAUGUCGAGUUAAUCCAACAUCUAUUUCUAAAAUCGGUCCAGAAACAUUAAUUCCCAAAGAAUAUAAACAAACCGUAAAAAUUGAUCCAAAUUUUGAUAAUAGUGAAUUAGAAUGGAUUAUAUUAGGUAAAAAUGAUGAGCAAUUUAUUAAUGAUGAUAUUAUUUGUUAUGGUUUAAUGAUGCGUAUAUCAACUGUCGAACCAGAGAAUUUGACAUUAUGUGCAUGGUGGAAACACUCUCUUUAUUCCGAUAUUUAUAAGGAAUCAUAA